Molecule: messenger RNA, 1456 nt
Organism: Nematolebias whitei (Rio pearlfish)
Lineage: Eukaryota; Metazoa; Chordata; Actinopteri; Cyprinodontiformes; Rivulidae
Product: pleckstrin homology domain-containing family S member 1-like
Exons: 18
Coding region: 77-1456 (459 amino acids)
Source: RefSeq, a predicted model, not a curated record
AGCGUUCUCAUACAGCUGAAGCUUUCACAAAGACAGCAGAGGAAACAGGAUCUCUGGGCUGGGGUGUGUCAUCAUAAUGUCCAAAAGCCAUAAGAACGGAGGACGUGCAGUGUUUUAUAAACCAUUUACAGUUGCAACAGAAAUACGAUCUGGAUUCUUGUAUAAGUCGCCCCCACAAAAGCGGCUGCAGCCAGAGAAAUCAUGGAAGAAGCGCUACUUUGUGCUUUACAAAAUCAGUGAGCAUGAAUACCAACUCCGGUACUUCAAGAACCGCGAGGAAAUGGGCAGCCCCAUAGGAGGCAUAGACCUGACACAAAUCUCACUGCUGCACGGGAGCCCUCAGCACCACAAUAAAUGGCCAUGGGUGCAGAAGACCUUCAAAUGCUCCCCCUCCUGCGUGCUCUACAUCAGGUCUGCAAACCGGGACUACUUCCUGGUUGGGGAGACGAGCACCGAGAUAGAUGAUUGGUUCUCUGACCUGUAUGAAGCUCUGUCGAACCGGCCACAUAAACUCCUCAGUUCAGAGGAAAUUAGUAAAGGUCAGCCAGCAGCUGAGGUGAUUUCCAACCCUCUUAAACGAAGCAAGACUUCAGUCACUGACAGUGACAAGGCAGCCUUCCUCGUACAGCAAGAAGACGCCGUUGACAGUGCUGAAAAAAAGGAUUUGACGCCCCAAGCACUGAAGAUGAGGUCGAUGUCUGAUCCAUCCUCCAACGUUUUGGAUUCUGACACUGAAGUAUCGAAGGAGGAAGAUCAUUGCAAACUCAGACGCGCAUCUGAGCCCGUGAAUCCACUCUAUGACUACCCUAAAUCCUAUUUAAAGUCAAAGGUUGGGGUAGCAGCACGAGCCUGCAGCAUGGAGUCACUAUAUGAAUCCAUGACAGAAUUUAAAUUUAACGAACCAUCAGCAGAUGACCUUGAAGUUGCACAAGUUACCAGUGGCACCCUGAUGAGGUCUAUCACUCAGGUCUAUGACAAGCUAAAGACACAAAUAUCCCCUGUCCCUACGUCUCCACAAGAGACAACUCCCGAAGACAGGGAAGAAAAACGUCAAUCUUCAGAUUUCAGCAGCAGCUCCAGUGGUGCCAUUUCCCCCGUGGACAUACUGGAGAGACAGGCGUACUCCCCGGAGAAACAAAGCUCCACGGAGAGCCUGGACCGUGCCAUGCCAGGGGAGAGGCAGUUUAAGGUGAAGCAGGCAGAUCUGAAAAAAGACCUCACACUGACAGAAGCUGAUGGCAAACUAAGCGUGUCUGGUUGGACGGGACAGCCGCAGUCCGUGUGCCUCUUCCACAAAGGAGACCAAAUUCUGGCCAUAAACGACUUGCUCAUCAGCGACAUCGACGAGUUCAACGUGCUUCUCAGCAAGUCACUCAGGAAGGAGGUGAUAGUGACCAUCGUGCGUCAGAAUGGAUGCCAGCCUCUGCAUUUGCCAAACUGCCCCUGUAGCGACUGA